Molecule: messenger RNA, 1296 nt
Organism: Rasamsonia emersonii CBS 393.64
Lineage: Eukaryota; Fungi; Ascomycota; Eurotiomycetes; Eurotiales; Trichocomaceae
Exons: 1
Coding region: 1-1296 (431 amino acids)
Source: RefSeq, a predicted model, not a curated record
AUGGCCUCCAACCCCUCCUCCAUUUUCCCCUCUUUCCAUCGCAAGCCCCGCCAAACCGAUGCCGCCGUGAAAGAGAGCCGCGAAGCGGCAAUUCGAGAAGCAAAACAACGUGUGCGAGAGGUUGUCCGCAACGACUGGUCCUUCGACCCGCCCUCGUCGCUUUUCUCGUCGUCUCCGCCGCCCGUCGCUGCGACGACGUCGUCAUCCGCUCCUUCGGCUCCGGAGCUGCAGUCCGAAGUCCUCGAAUGGCGUCAACGUGAAUACGCGACUUCGGAGUCGGACCCAGAAGAAGAAGAAGCCGGAAGUGCUGCCGCAGGGAAAGGAGGUGAUCACGAUCCCUACCGGUUUGAGAACCCGGAUGCCGUCAGAGCCAGCGUCGUGGAGCGCAGGCGCAGAUGGCGCAGAGCGCUGGAGGAGGAAAUGCGCUGGAACCCUGGACUACGGUUCUGGAUGGAGCGGCGGGAUGCGUGGACCGGGGCGAAGAAGCGACGGGUGAUACGGGAGUCGUUGAAAGAACUGCAGGAGCAGCAACGACAGCAGUCUGGUGAUGCCGCUGCACAGUCCAAGGAUAUUCCGUCAGGGACACCUUCCGCGCAAGGGCAUGACAGUAGCUUGGCCAGCAGCGACGCGACUGACAAAGGGCCAGAGAGGGAGGAGACGUCCCGUGGAUCGACGCCAUCAGCGCCGUCUCCGAACGAGAAGAUGGGGGCAUUAUCACUAUCGAAAGAUAGUAGUGGUUACGAGGAAGGCGAUAAUCGAUUGACUACAGAAGAGACAGAUUACGACUCGGAGGAGUCUCUGAUCCCGGUGGUGGAACCACUCCUUCCCAAGUCCAAUCCGAUCCGAUCAUCCAUCACACCAGCUCUUUAUGCGUCUAUCUACAGCAAAGUGGUUGUACAAGGGCUGACACCGACGAUUCCAAUAAACCUGGCGGACAUGACCAAGGCGCUCGUGGAGGGGUGGAAGGCAGAUGGACAGUGGCCCCCCAAGCCGACAGUCCCCCUUCCUGGGUCCGAGAUCCCAACGCGAAGAAAGCAGGCCGACAAUAACAACCAUACCAUUGAGAGUGCUGCUCCGGGCAACAAAGCAAGAAAGGACAGCCACAGCCAUGGAUCAGGCGUCACCCACGCCGUGAAGAAAGUGCUGGGGCUGGGGCAUCAUUCGUUUCAUCUGCGCCGGUCCAGCCGUGGUGGAAGCCAGGCCGAGUCUGAGGCUUCUGGUGCUCGAGCGUCUGGAGAAAUGUCCCUCACGGAAGUACCAGUUGUGGAGGAAGACGGUGGUCAACCCUUACGCUGA